AUGGCGAAUUUGUACGAGUGCCCUCUGCGACUGGAGAAGGGCUUUAUUUUGGAUGGGGUGGCUGUGAGCACAGUCGCCCGGGGCUACAGUCUCACCAGGCCCAAGCUGUGGUCUGCCAUUCCACCCUACAACGCGCAGCAGGACUAUCACGCCCGCCGCUACUUCCAGAGCCACGUGGUCCCGCCUGUCCUGCGGAAAACUGAGCAGGAUCACGGUGGCACUGGAAGGGACGGCUGGAUAGUAGAUUAUUUCCACAUUUUCGGGCAAGGACAGAGAUACCUCAACAGGAGAAAUUGGGCAGGGGCAGGGCAUUCCCUCCAGCAAGUGACCGGCCACGAUCACUACAAUACUGACCUGAAGGUGAUUACUACAGGGAUGAAUGGUAGGUUUGGCUACCGCAGGAACACACCAGCCCUCCGGCAGCGCACAUCGGUGUUUGGAGAGGUCACUCAGUUUCCUCUCUUCUGA
Molecule: messenger RNA, 468 nt
Organism: Dipodomys ordii (Ord's kangaroo rat)
Lineage: Eukaryota; Metazoa; Chordata; Mammalia; Rodentia; Heteromyidae
Gene: Spmap1
Product: chromosome unknown open reading frame, human C17orf98
Exons: 3
Coding region: 1-468 (155 amino acids)
Source: RefSeq, a predicted model, not a curated record